Molecule: messenger RNA, 2163 nt
Organism: Pseudomassariella vexata
Lineage: Eukaryota; Fungi; Ascomycota; Sordariomycetes; Amphisphaeriales; Pseudomassariaceae
Product: arrestin
Exons: 4
Coding region: 408-1976 (522 amino acids)
Biological process (GO): ubiquitin-dependent endocytosis
Cellular component (GO): cytosol; cytoplasm; plasma membrane
Molecular function (GO): ubiquitin protein ligase binding; protein-macromolecule adaptor activity
Source: RefSeq, a predicted model, not a curated record
GCUCGCCAAUGCUCCCAUACUUGAGAUGAUCACCACCAAUGGUAUGUAGCCAAGAGCACAUCAGCCCGGAUCGCUUGGAUCGCCUGCGACUCACCUAGCAAGCUUUGCUAUUUUUCUCUAUGCUCGCAAACAUGUUCUCGUCGUGGACCGAGACUUCUGCACUUAAAACUAAGAUCCAACCGAGUUGGUGAAGGUUCAUAGUCAAAUCGUUGCCGCAACCAACACCAUUUCUCUAGCGCAGACUGAACGACACUUGGUCCCGGCGAAACAGCAGGGUCUAUAUGAUAUUUCCGAUCUCAGAAUACUCGUCUGCUUCACCAUAAAGAAAUCAACGGCAUAGCACCGGGAUCGUCGCAAACCAUCGUGCACUGUUCCCUUGAUAAUUUCUUGGAACACGUUCCAACACGAUGUCGAUACGAAUAGCCCUCGAUAACCCGCCCGAAUUCUAUACGAAUCUCGACUUCAUACAAGGCCGCAUAAUCCUUGGUCUAAACCGUUCGGAGAAUGUUGGCAAUAUUAUUGUCAAACUGGAAGGCGAAAGCCGGACUGCGCUGGCCCUGCCCAGGGGAGAUUUUGAAAACCAGCCCGUCUCAUCGGUGACUAGCGGGGAUGUUGUCACGGAGAACCACAAACUGCUGUACCUUGUUCAACAGGUCUAUCCCGGCGGUGAGUCGGGGUUUGCGUCGGCAGCCAUUGGCUCUAUGCCUGGCGUAUUACAUCCAGGGCAACACGAGUUUCGCUUUCGUUUCAAAGUCCCCUUGAAUAAUAUAUGCUCCAACCCCAAGGCAAUGGCGGCAUUAAGCGGGGUCGGAGGCCUUGGUGCAAUGAGCCCUGGGAACGGCGGGCUGUUCGGCGGGUACCGAAUAAUGGAUGGAAGCAAGCAGUUGAUGCUGCGGCAUGUCAAGACUACACUGCCGCCGUCACUUACGGGAUUCCCACGUCAAGCUGAAAUCCGCUAUUAUAUCAAGGUGACAAUACAACGGCCGGGUUUCUUCAAGGAGAACUGGAGAUACCAAACUGGGUUCAAGUUCUUACCAAUCGAGCCGCCCCGGCCACCCAAAACCAGCCAAGAGGCCUUUGCCAGACGCCCAUUUAUCUUUAAGCCACGCACGCCCUUGCCACAACGGAAGAAGAAAAAUAAUCCUUUCUUUAGCAGCAAGUCAUCUCAAGCCGAGGAGGACGUCGAGACAGUGCCCCCGUCCAUAGAGAUAUCAGCACGCCUCCCACAUCCCACUAUUUUGACUUGCAACGAGCCGAUACCACUUCGUCUUAUAGCCAAGAAGAUUGCCAACUCGCAAGAGCAGGUCUACUUGUCCUCGCUUGAGAUUGCCCUCGUUGGCUUUACCAAUAUUCGCGUGCAUGAUCUCCAGAACACCGAAGUCAGUCGCUGGCUUGUCUGCACCACAGCCAACCUCUCCAUAGCCUUAGGCUCUCCCCAAGAUGCAGUUGACUCUGAGUUCGUUGUGCCCGAUGCUUUGUGGGCCAAUAUCCGAAUGCCCAACACUGUUGCCCCUUCUUUUACAGGAUGCAACAUCUCCCGCCGUUACGAGCUCGAAAUGAAGGUUGGGCUAAGCUGGGGGCUCCCUUCCACUAGUGGGAAAGCAACAGCGCCGUAUCCACAGCUUAUUUAUCUACCCCUAAAGCUGUCGAAAGUCGAGAUAUAUUCCGGUAUCACCCCACCGAGAGAGUUAUUACGCUCGUCGACAUAUAGACCACAACAGUCGCCUCCGACUUUGCCUCCCAGGACUUCCGUGGCGCCAUCCCGGCCUCAAGCACAGCCACAGGUACAGCCGAGCGACCCCCUAUAUCCACCUCAGCUGGGUCCGAAUAGCACACCAUAUGAAGAUGCACCUCCUAGUUACGAUGAGGCCAUAGCGCAGGAUCUCACAGGACCCUCUGAGAGACCUGCAUACAGUGGUGUUACUGCAGAGAAUGAUCCUAGUACCAUGCCGCCCGAGAAAUCGGGCUUGCAUUAGCCCCGAUGGGAUGGAAAGAGACACGAGAUUCAACGGUAUUCAGGGGUAAUCACCGACAUGACUAAGGAUGACUACAGCACAUCAUACUUGGUAUUGCUAGUAGCAGUUGCAUUAGUCACGUGCCGAUGGACUACCUAGUCGUACUGCUGGUGGAUAUAUAGAGAAUUUCAAGCAUUUCAUACAAGCC